Messenger RNA from Linum trigynum, 2739 nucleotides. The record is from the annotation of a GenBank genome assembly. NCBI's taxonomy places the organism in Eukaryota, Viridiplantae, Streptophyta, Magnoliopsida, Malpighiales, Linaceae.
CAAUAUUCCUCUCCUUGCAUACACUUCAUCCACCGCCCCUUCCACCCACAUAAAGAAUUUGCAAUUUUUACUUGGAUCCCGAAACAACAACUUCUAUAGUCACCAAUCUCAUAAUGUACGAAUUACAAAUGGGCUAGCAAAAUCUACUUUACCUUCCAAUAUGGACAGUCGUAGAAUAUUCUGCCUGACUUCCUGCUUCUGUUAGUCACACAAGGCGCAUUGUGGUAGCAAGCGACUUCCCCAAGGCUAUUUUGAGCAUUUUCGCUUCUCGAAGAGGAAGCGCCCCUUUGAGACAUGAUGAAUCUUCUUGAAGGCUUGAAUGAGGAAAUAGGAGAGGCAGUUAUGAUGGAUGCGGGGGACGGCGAGGAGCAUUGGCUACGGUGGAGGUGGGUGUGGCGCGGAACGGCGGAGUCGGGGACGGCGCGAAACAGCGGAGGCGAAGGAGCUUGGGGAAGGAAGGAGGAGGGUGAAAUGGGUUCCGGCGGGCCUGCUUUAAUCAGCGGCGGGCCGGCUUUAAUCAGUGGCGGCGGUUCAAAGGAGGCGGCGGUGAUGGGUUCUGAAAUCCUAGAUUCAAUGGGGGAAGUGAAAAAAGAAAGAGGGAGAACGAGGCUCGGGUCCCCGAUUUAAGGGUCCCGAUUUUGUUUUUUUUUUAAUGACGUGUCGUCCUACCUGUCACUGAAGUCGGAGGUGUAAGCGACAGAGAGGCUGAGAAGGCAGCCAAGUCAGCAUCUCGUUUAUUCCACUAACGGUGUCACUGACACCGUUAAAGAAUGUAAUGGAAAUGGCUAUAUUUGUCAUCAAACAUUCAAAAUUCUGGCUAUAUCUGGUAUUUCGCCAAAAAUGGCUAUUAUUGUCACAAUCGUGAAAGUUUUUGCUAUGCAAGUGUAUUUUGCCAAAAUGAAACCUUAAAAUCACAAAAGUUCCUCUCAAUUUCGAUCAAAAGAUUGUGUUGUGAGGUGUGAUUAGGCAAUUGGAGGUACGCUAAAGCAUAACCAGUAGACAAGUAGUAAAAAAGACAGUUAUCUUUACCAAAAUGACACUAUCUCAAUCUACCACUGAUUCGUCCUUCAUUCCUUCCAUCAAUUUUGAAUUGUAAUUUGUCACUAUAGGUUAAAAAACCUUUUACGCUUACAAUGCCUAAGCGAACGAGGCACUAGACAAGACGAAAACGUUUGCUUUGUGCUUAGUGCCUUCUUGAACCUCGGUUAUUAUCAGGCUCAGACCAUGUUUACAAUUUUAAUAUUUUGUAAUUUAUGGACAAUUACCAAUACCAAUAUUCUAAAUAAAUGAUUCACCUGAUUAUGGAUUAAGCGUUAUUUAGUUUGAAAAUUUAUUUCAUUUUAAAUUUAAAAACAUUGAUGUGAUCAUAUGAAAUAUAUGUUAUAAACCCACCGAAUCCACCACCCACCCAUCAUCCGCAAUCACCCAACCCACUCACAUGUAAUGCUUGGGUGGGUGUGGGUCAUUUUCUCCUUCACCCACCACGUAGUAGGUGGUUCCAAACCCAUCAAAUCUGAAUAAAACCACCCACUGCUCACCCCUACCUAUUACUCCAUCUAAAUGUGCAUUCAUCUCUGGAGGUCGAUUGUUGGAUCCUCAUUGGAGCAUGCUAGACUAUAGUAUUGUAAAGAUACUUAUGUGCACAAGGAGCUUAUUGCAAAAUGAUUUGUUUGAAGGUAAUCACUAAUACUAUCUAUUUUUUUCCAUUCUCAUUUGCACCAAACUUGUUCUCAUUUGAUAUAUAUAUACACUUACAGAAUCUGUUGAUGCAGUAGGAGUGCUAAAAGGAUGUUUCUCCUCCCCAAAGAAAGUCAAUUUCGGCCAAGCUGAUGCUGAAACUGAAGGUAACAAAGUAGUAACUUGUUAUAUUGAACUUGUUAGUUUUUUUAAUUCUUCAUAUGUUAAUGAACUCUUAUUUUUUUAAUUGUAAAAAAAUAACUCUUAUGUUUUGAAUGUGUAGAUCAAGUUCAUGGUAUCAAACUACGUGAAUAUUAAACAACCUGGUUAAUGAUAUCCUUACCAGUGAGCUGUAAGUCUCAAGUGUGAAUGUUUGACUCUGAUGUUCUGAAUUAGUUUAAUUUAUUGCUAGAGUUAGCAAGAAUAUGAAGUCUGGUUGUAACCUAUUUGGAGUUCGUUGGUUUGUUGAAUGUUGCAGGUUGUGAUUGAAUGUUGUUGACACUUGGCAUUGAUGGAGUUUGGAGUAUUAUCAAAGUUGUUGUUGCAUGUGGAGAUGAUGUUCAUAUUUAGAUGCUUUUUAUUAAGCUUACUUACGAAUGAAGACUACACAGUUUGUUUUGAAUGGUUUGAGUUUAUUAAUAUUUUGUUUUGGAUAAUUGGAUGGUUUCUUUUCUUUGGUUAGAAGUAACUUGUUUCCGGUUCAUGUUUUUGUUGACUGUUGUGCUACUGUCGCAGUCCCAGUUCCCACUGGCUAUUGGAUUUCAAUUUAUCUAUCAAGUAUCAAGCUUUUGUUUAUUGGAUCAUCUCUCUUUUUUUUUUAAUUAUUUGUUUGUUGGGUUAAUAUUUUCGUAUGGCCUGAACUUUGACAAAAAUAAACAUUCUGACCAAUCUUUGCGAUCUAUAACAUCCUGGCCCGAUCUAUACACCAAAAUAAACAAUUUGGCCAAACCCGAUGUUUGACCGUUAACUAGGACGGUCAAACGUGUUGACUAACGGUCAACGCGCCACGUCACUGCCACAUAAGUGCCAAGUCAGAAGAUCUGAUAAAUAUUUAAUUUUUUC